Phytophthora nicotianae INRA-310 is the source of this 1847-nucleotide messenger RNA. Its product is annotated as T-complex protein 1, epsilon subunit. Gene Ontology annotation, cellular component: chaperonin-containing T-complex. The record is from RefSeq and is a predicted model, not a curated record. The transcript has a single exon. Gene Ontology annotation, molecular function: ATP binding; ATP hydrolysis activity; ATP-dependent protein folding chaperone. Gene Ontology annotation, biological process: protein folding. Bases 163 to 1773 code for a protein of 536 amino acids. NCBI's taxonomy places the organism in Eukaryota, Oomycota, Peronosporomycetes, Peronosporales, Peronosporaceae.
CAUCCGUAAAAAGUAUUCGUAAGAAAUCCAUACCUUUUCGACCAAUAAGAUGACCACAUUACACUGAGUGGCCGCAACAAAGAUUUACCAAAGCGUACUGCAUCGGGGGAGUGGAUCGAUCCCUCGUGUCUCUCUGUGUAUCUACAGCCCCAAUCUGCCACCAUGUCGAUGGUCUUUGACGAGUACGGUCGCCCCUUCAUCAUCCUGCGCGACCAGGAGCAGAAGGAGCGCAUCAAGGGCGUGGAGGCCAUCAAGAGCAACAUCUUGGCGGCUCGUACCGUGUCGAGUCUGCUGCGUACAUCGCUGGGCCCUCGUGGCAUGGACAAAAUGAUGGUCAGUCAGGACGGCGACGUCACCAUCUCCAACGACGGCGCCACUAUCUUGGAGCAGAUGCAGGUCGAACACCGCGUAGCUCAUCUGCUCGUGGAGCUCAGUAAGUCGCAGGACGAUGAGAUCGGCGACGGCACCACCGGCGUCGUCGUGCUGGCCGGUGCGCUGUUAGAACAGGCUGAGAAGCUUCUAGCGCACGGACUGCACCCCAUGCGAAUCGCCGACGGCUUCGAAGAGGCCUGUGAGAUCGCCUGCAAGCAUCUCGAGGCCAUCGGCGACGUGAUCCACUUCUCGGAGGAGGACUCGACGCCGCUUGUGGAGACAGCCAUGACCACUCUGUCCUCCAAGAUCGUGAACAAAUACAAGCGUCAGAUGGCUCAGAUCGCCGUCGAUGCCGUGAUGAAAGUCGCUAACUUCGAGACGCGCGACGUCAACUUCGACCUGAUCAAGAUGGAGGGCAAACCGGGCGGAACUCUGGGCGAGACGGCGUUAAUCAACGGAAUUGUGAUCGACAAGGACUUCUCUCAUCCUCAGAUGCCUAAAGAGGUCAAGGACGCCAAGAUGUGCAUCUUGACGUGUCCGUUUGAGCCUCCUAAGCCCAAGACUAAGCACAAAGUGGACAUCACCAGUGUGGAGGCCUACGAGAAGCUCUACAAACAGGAACAGGAGUACUUUACCACCAUGAUCAAGCAGGUUAAGGACAGCGGUGCCAACCUGGUUAUCUGCCAAUGGGGAUUCGAUGACGAGGCCAACCACUUGCUGCUACAGAACCAGCUCCCGGCUGUGCGCUGGGUGGGCGGCGUGGAGCUGGAGCUCAUCGCUAUUGCUACUGGAGGACGCAUUGUCCCGCGGUUCUCAGAGCUCACGGCAGAGAAACUCGGCCACGCUGGCACUGUGCGUGAAGUGGCGUUCGGUACCACCAAGGAGCGUAUGCUGGUGAUUGAGGACUGUGCGAGCUCGGACGCCAUCACUGUACUGGUGCGUGGUGGCAACAAGAUGAUCGUGGAAGAAGCCAAGCGCUCGCUGCACGACGCCAUGUGUGUGACGCGCAAUCUGAUCAAGAACAACCGCAUUGUGUACGGUGGAGGUGCUGCCGAGAUCGCUUGUGGUAUUGCUGUGCGUGAGCAUGCUGACAACACGACGGGCAUUGAGCAGUACGCUAUCCGUGGCUUUGCUGAUGCGUUGGAGGACGUUCCGAUGGCUCUGGCGGAGAACAGUGGACUGAACCCCAUCGACUCGCUCUCGGCCGUGCGCGCGCAGCAGAUCGCCGAGAAGAACCCGCGACUUGGAAUUGACUGCAACUCAUCGGGCACGAACGACAUGAAGGAGCAGCAGGUGUUCGAGACGCUUAUCGGCAAGCAGCAGCAGCUGCAGUUGGCGACGCAGGUCGUGCGAAUGAUCCUAAAGAUCGAUGAUGUCAUUAUUGAAGGCUCGUACGCGUAGGCUAGGACCAAACAGCGUCGCGAGUUGAUACAGUGACAGAAAAACAAAUGGAAGGUUUUAGUUUAUAGUCAGUU